AUUUUGUUUGAGUGUGGUAGCGUGCGCGCUGUAAAAUACAUUUAUAAAGGACGACAAAUACUGUUCUUUCCAGAAGACUAAAUGUGUUUGUAAUUUAGAGACAAUAGUUAGAAAUAUCUUAAAGACUUCAGAAUGCAGCAGUUGUCAGAUAUCACUAUAUUAAAGGUGGUGAAUGCAGGCCAGUUUUUGGGCAAAGAGAAUCCCAGUAUUGGAAUGUCUAGUGAAGCUAGACGGUUUAUGGAGCUUUGUAACGAAAUAGAUGAUUUCUGCAAUUCAGCUCAGGUGGUUACAGUCUAUGUAAGAUUUCCUGAAGCUGGACAGAUGUGCUUAGCUAUGGGACCUGAUAAAAGAUGGUACCGUGUUCGAGUUUUAAGUGUAAUGCAGACCACAUUGGGGCCACAAGUAAAAUGUUACCUUGUUGACUUUGCUGAAACUCUCCUAGUGCCACAUUCCAAGUUAAGAAAGGCACCAUUGAAGUUUUUGAAAUGUCCACAUCAAGCUAAGAAGUAUCAGUUAUUUGGUGUUCAACCAGUUACACUAUUGACAUCUAUGGAAGAUUUUUCUACCACAAUGCAGCCGGUUCAUAAAUGGGACACAGCUGCUAAUGAGUAUGUUUCUGCUUUGAUCAAAAUGGAGACCUUUGAUGUUAUGGUAGAGAUUUGCCAUAUAGACAAAGACAAAGAACACCAUGUUAUACUAUACCUUAACACAGCUAAGGGUUUGAUCAACUUAAAUCAACUGUUAGUAAAUGAAGACUAUGCUAUUGCUAUUGAUGAUAUCAAAGGCUCACUUGAUGGGAAGUGUUUACCAACAGCCAGCACUCCAGAUGGUAGAACUAGAACGGUGCUGGGUUCAGAGUACACUAGUCAGUCUACAACACCAGACACAUCAUGCAGUGUAUCACCAAUUCAAUCUCUAACUUCUGUAGAGAAAGCUGGUAACAAAGCUUUUGCUUUAAUGCAUUCCCAGAAAAUGUACGAGGGUGAUUCAAAAGUUCAAAAACCUGGCUUCAGAGAUUCCUACACAUCUCCAUUAGAAGUAGAUGUGACUCAUGAAAUUAAAGGCGAUGGAAGAGAGUCUAAAGAGUGUGCCACAGCUAGCAGUCUUGACGUGGAGCACGAAUCUACAUCAUCACUGAUUGGCUCCAGUUACACUGAUGCUUUCAAGCAGAGACAGAAGCUAGAAAAGGCAAGUUCUGAUAAUGUUAUAAUGCUGACAAGAGACAUGGAACAAGAUGCUCUAGUCCAGAGGUUUAUUGCUGGGUACUCAUCAGUGAGACAAGCUGAAGACUCUUUGUUGAAAAAGACACAUGACUCAUCUACAUCAUUGAAUAAAGGCACAAGCUAUCGUCUUAGUACGUUGAAGUCUAUGUUGCAGAUGGUGGAAACACAGCCCUCAGAGCCGGAUUCUCUAAGAACUCCUGGUUUUGUGGAGUCACCAAAUAAACCUUCAGCGGAAGCUUCAAAAUCCAAGGGUAUGAGAGAUGAACGUUUGUAUUUUGUUGAUGAAAGGAAGAUGCCAGUUGAAUCAAUAAAGAGCUGGCAAAUGAAAUCUCUAUCCUCAGAAUAUGAAAGAUUCAGAGAACCAGGUGACCAUUUACCACCUUCUAUUAAAAGAACAUCUAGAUCUCUGAUGGAUCAACUAACCCAUCAUAGAGGAAGAGAAGAAGGUUUACAAACUAGUCCCGAGUUUGGACAGUUUAGACAGCCUGUGGAAGAUGAGAAUAUAAAAUAUGAAGGUACACCGGAAGAUCCUAACACCAGUCAAGGUUUAGUUGUAAAGAAAAUCAGUCCAGGAACAUUUUUCACCAGACAGGCUGUAGAGGAUCUGAAGCAUUUAUCUGGAUAUCAAGAUAGGAAAGAAGAAUUUGGAAUCAAUGCAGCCUCAGUUUUAAAGAUGAAUGAAAGCCCUGAAGCAGUCUUUUCAAAACAGGUUACGAAGGACCAGGCACUGUUACCAGAUUCAAAAGAAAAAGAAGCAAACCUUAGACUUAGUCCGUCUCUAGGUGUAACAAAGAAUGUCAGUCCAGAAACAUACUUUUUCAAAGGCAGAGGUAAAGCUCUUGGAAUAAGUCCAUCAAUAGUAAAGAAGAAUACUAGUCCAGAAAUAAUCUUCUCCAAAGGCAGAGGAUUGAAAGCCCUUGGAACCAGUCCUUCAGUUGUGAAGAAGGACACAACUCCAGAAAAAAUCUUCUCCAAAGGCAGAGGAAUAGCCAUUGGAGCCAGUCUUUCUUCAGUUGUAAAUAAGAACGCAAGUCCAGAAACGGUCUUCUCCAAAGGCAGAGGAUUGAAAGCCCUUGCAACCAGUCCAUCCUCAAUAGUAAAAAAGAACACAAGACCAGAAACUGUCUUCUCCAGACAAGCUCCAGAGGACCAGCAACUGUUGUUAGGUAAUAAAGGCAAAGAAUUAACCCUAACCAGUCCACUUCUAGUACUGAACAAGGGAAGAGGUCUGAUUUCUAGACUACCAAGGUGUGCUGAGAAGAAGCAAAUGACAACUAGUGAUACAGUCAAAUCACCGACUGUAAGUAGUAAAAAUUGGGCUCUUGAUGGAUCCUUCAAUGAAGAAGAUGUGUCAUCAACAGAUAUUAGUACAUUGAUAGGUCAAAGGAUCAUGAAGCAGCUGACUGGUGCCACUGAUGACAGACCAAUUCAAAAUGAAUCUUCUUCUUUAGCAGGACAUGUAUCAGUGUAUGGUGAUCUCAAACCCAAGCCUAUCAUUGAUAUCAACAGAACUCCUUUUCCUGAUCUUCUCAAACAGCCACUUGAAGAUCAGGGAUUUCCAGGCCCAACUUUAGUGCAAGCCUAUGCCUGGCCAUCUAUUUUGAGAGGCAGAGACUUUGUAGGUAUAUCUGCUAGAAGCACUGGUAAAACACUAGCAUAUCUCUUGCCUGCAUUGACACAGCUAUUGCAGGCCAGCACCUACUCUAAGUUGCCAUCAGGAGAAGGGCCGUUAGUAUUGAUACUGUCUCCAUCGUGGAAAAGAGCCCAGUUCAUUUAUGAUAAUUGUAAAAUAUUUCUACAAGAAUCAGAAUCCACAAGAACACUGUUACUGUUUGGAGCGGGUUCAGAAGACACUCAAAUUUUUUCUCUUUUAAGUGGUUGUGAAGUCCUAAUUGCUACCCCAAGUUGUUUGGCAAGAUUAUUAGAGAAAAGCUACACACUAUUGAACAGAUUGUGUCAUCUGGUGUUUGAUGAUGCUGAUUUGUUGAUGGAAGAUUUUCCCUCGCAGAUCAAUGACAUAAUGAAAUCCUAUGCUGUAUGUUUAUCCAAUCACCGUGGUAGAUGUUCACCAAGACAGGUGAUCAUUAUGAGUACAGUCUGGACAGCAGGUAUAGAAUCACUGAUGAAAGCAUACCAAGUUGAUCCACUCAUUGUAUUAACAUCAAAAGUAGAAGCUGCUGUAUAUAGCAAAGUAAUACAGACUGUGCAUGUGUGUUUGUCAAGUCAGCGUUUUGCUCUCUUACUGGAUGAAUUAGAUUCUGUGUUAAGCAGGUCAAAGAAAACUAUUCUCUUCGCAAACACCAAGUCUGAUGCAGUGUGUUUACAGCAAUUGUUUUCUAGUUACAGUCAUUUCAGUUUACUUGCCCACAGCGAUCUGAUGGACCAUCAAAUGGAAAUGAUUAGACAUGAAUGGAAGUCUAAUCACAGAGAUGAUUCUAAUCCAAUAUUAGUGAUGACAGAUGAUGUAAUACUUGAUCUUGGUAUAACAGAUGCAAACUGUAUUAUCCACUUUGAUUUCCCACCUAAUAAAUACAAGUUUGGUAAUAGACUGGGUUGCAUGGCAGACAAUUAUGGAGAAUGUCACAGAAAAAAUGCUGAACUGGACAACCCAUGCAUGUCUUUACUUUUUGUUACUGAGACAUGUGAUAGGCAUAUACCUUCACUGGUAUAUUUACUGAAUAGGAUUGGUGAUAAACAGUGCAUACCAAAGCAAUUAGAAGAUGUACUCCAUCAAGCAAUCGAGAUGAGAGAACAAGAGAAGAAAGAUCAAGAUAUUUGUGCACAGUUGAAAGCAUAUGGGUUUUGCAGAGAUGGUGUUUUGUGUAACUCUAGACACAAAGUUUUUGCUGAUUUAGAAGCUCCAAAACUUCCAGUGAAAGGAUAUGUCAAGGUGUUGAUUACACAUGUCGUAGACGCCACUCAUUUCUAUGCCAGAGUACUAGAAUACAGAGAGACUGAGAACAGUCCAAGUGAGGACAGCAUCGCAUCUCAGUAUGUACAAUUAUUGAUAAAGCUUACGCUGUGGUAUGGCACUUCAAGUCGUAAGAUAGUGGUAUCCACUGUGUUUGUUAAUAGUAUGUAUGCUAUCGAAGACAAGAGAAAACAUACAUUUCAAAGAGUCAUAGUGACUGCAGUCAAAAAUGAAGACAACUGCGAUGAUGUGGAGGUAGGAAUUGUUUUAAAAAAUGAUCUACUUUUCAGUUGGCAUAUGUCUACUGAUUGA
Messenger RNA from Saccoglossus kowalevskii, 4446 nucleotides. RefSeq lists its product as uncharacterized. The record is from RefSeq and is a predicted model, not a curated record. NCBI's taxonomy places the organism in Eukaryota, Metazoa, Hemichordata, Enteropneusta, Harrimaniidae. Gene Ontology annotation, biological process: germ-line stem cell division. Gene Ontology annotation, molecular function: ATP binding; nucleic acid binding.